Messenger RNA from Hibiscus syriacus, 919 nucleotides. Its product is annotated as transcription factor MYB108-like. NCBI's taxonomy places the organism in Eukaryota, Viridiplantae, Streptophyta, Magnoliopsida, Malvales, Malvaceae. Gene Ontology annotation, cellular component: nucleus. The record is from RefSeq and is a predicted model, not a curated record. Gene Ontology annotation, molecular function: sequence-specific DNA binding; DNA-binding transcription factor activity. Bases 16 to 819 code for a protein of 267 amino acids. Gene Ontology annotation, biological process: regulation of DNA-templated transcription. The transcript is spliced from 3 exons.
UUUCUCAGUUCACAAAUGGAUAUUUAUGAGGGAGGUUUAAUAUCUGAAACUCCACACAUUGACAUGGAUGUACGGAAAGGUCCAUGGACCGAAGAAGAAGACUUCAUGCUCAAAUCACAUGUCUAUAUUCACGGCGAAGGUCGCUGGAAUUCAGUUGCUAGUUUAUCAGGAUUAAAAAGAAGCGGCAAAAGCUGCAGAUUGAGAUGGAUGAACUAUUUGCGACCGGAACUGAGACGUGGGAACAUUACUCUCCAAGAGCAGCUACUGAUACUUCAACUCCAUUCUCGAUGGGGCAACAGAUGGUCCAAAAUCGCACAACAACUGCCUGGAAGGACCGACAAUGAGAUUAAGAACUAUUGGAGAACAAGAGUCCAGAAACUGGCGAAGCAGCUUAAAUGUGAAGUUAACAGCAAACAGUUCAGGGACGCCAUGCGUUCCGUUUGGAUUCCCCGUCUAAUUGAACGAAUCUGUGCUUCAUCCCAACCCCCCUCAGUUCAACCUUACACCACCACCGCAACUUGCAUGGAUAGUAUCAGCAGCACCAGCACCUGUCAAAUCAUCAGCCAUGCAGAUACAACAAUCGGGCCGGUCCAAGUUGACCCGAGUAUCUUGCCCGAGUUAUCAGGCACUUCAUCAGACUCCCAGGAUGCCCAAGUCUCUUCCGUUUCAGACCUGGCAUAUUGUUGCAAUCCACUGAGCGUUUCAGACUAUGCUUACAACUUAGAAAAGGGGUCGGGUUUAUGGUCCGAAUAUUUAGCGGGCACAUGGAAUAUAGAUGAUUGGGUUGGAUUAGAGGCGACAGAUGUGGAGAUUCGAUGACGAGUGUGUGGAAUGAAGAGAAUAUUUGGUUCUUAAGACAGCAGCUUUAUGAUGACGAUAAUACGAAUAAGUUCAGUGACGCAUAAGGUUUUAUAUAUUA